CGAGUCAUUUCCUGCGGUUGGUCUGACAGAACUGCAAAUUGAUGAGCGCUACGUGCGUAGCAGGAACAUUCCGCAUUGGUUACCGAGAACUUCCAUCGCACGUAGGCUGUUUCGUUCAGUGAGCAGUUCGACGCUGAGCUGCCCGAGAUGGUGCGUCGCUGUCUGCUCCUGUGGAUCUUUGGGCUAAUCUGCUAUGUCCACGCCGUUGUUGACGCUGCUGAGGUCGAAUGUGACUUCGAGCAUGGCGUCUGCGAGUUUUCGUCAAGCUGCAAGGGCGGCGACUGCUUCGUUCCAGUUCGGGCAAAGCUGGUGGACGAGGGACCCGCCCACGACCACACGACCAAAGGAGGUGAUGGCUGGUACAGCCGAGCUCAGUUCUCGAAGAACUCCUGGUACGAGUCAGUGGCCCGGCUGGAGCUGUCGAUCGCGGGGCCCUUUUGCUUCUCGGCUUGGGUGCACGUAUCUGGCCUCAAACUGCCGCGCGUCGAGAUGGCCUCGCGCCAGCUGGACGCUGACUGGUUUGUGGACGAGGCCGACAAGGAGCGCGUUUUCUACCGGGCGCAGUCAUCGUAUCCGGAACUCUGGCGCAACGUGCUCUACUACGAGGACCGUCGGGGUAGCAUGCAGAUAGAGAUUCGAGCUUGGCACUUUCCCAAUGGAUCCGUCGCUGUCGAUGAUUUGAGCGUGUCCAAAGGAUCGUGCCCCUCAGACCCCGUGGACGGAUCGUGUUCGUUCGACCGAUCUGUGUGUGGCUACCAGAACGCAGUCGGCGGCAGCGGUAACAAAUGGAUAAGAAUCCCACCGGGCCGCUCCGCGAGCAGGAACAAGGCUGUGACUCUGGACCACACCACCGACACGAUAUGGGGUGGUUACGUCAGUCUGCUGGUCCCGGCCAACACUGUGACCUCGAAAAUCCUCACUUCCCCGAUGCUCAGCGCGUCUGCAGAAAAACGCACUCGAUGCAUCAGGUUCUUCUACUUUGCCCCCGCACCAAAACAGCACAGUGGACUCGAGCUUUUGCUGAGCAAGGGCUCCGCACUGGCGAGCGAUGGGCAAUGGUCUGACAUAGGAUGGCUCUGGGGUGUCGACUACAACUCUCUCAUAAGUGGUGCCUGGAUGCCAGCUGAGGUCGGCUUCAUGGCUUCGGACAAUUAUGAGCUUCACUUUCGUUGCUACGUCGAACGUGCUUGGAACAGCUCGUGGUACUGUGCCGUGGACGACAUCGAGGUUUACGCAUGCGGCGACCAGAAAGGAAAGAAAAUCGGUUGCAACUUCGAUGACGGUAAUCUGUGCAACUGGACGGAUUCGCCGGAGCCGUCGGGCGCCGCUGGCCAAUGGAGAGUGAGUGACCUCCACUGGGGAGAGCCGCACUUUCCCGAUCGAGACCACACCCGCGGCACGUCUGAAGGAGGCUUCGUGUACGCUGAAAACAAGGAUCAUAAGUCCCGGGUGAAGGCAGUGCUCACCAGCUCUACAUGGGACGCCAGCUGGGUGGGAGGCGCCUGCCUCAUAUUUUGGCACUUCGCUGUCUUCAACCAGCCUGGAAGCUGCAACCUGACCGCGUCACCCACGUCGGGAGACCCCUGGUGGUCAAGCACGCAUGAACUCGAGCGCGCAUGGAAGCGGGAAGUCAUUCGAGUGUGGCUGCCGUCUGACCAGCAUCAGUUUAGAUUGGAGGCUUCUCUGAGCGACGCCUUGAUUGCCGUUGACGAUGUUGCGCUGACAUUUGGUGCAUGUCCUUCGGAACAGAGGGGACUAAGCUGUGAUUUCGAGCGAGGCCCCUGUACUUGGACGAACUCGAUGAGGAAGAGGAGAACCUGGGAGUGGCUCCUGCGUGGUGGACACCUCAACACUGACGUCCCGCAACCGCCCCUCGACCACACUCUGUCGUCCGAUGAAGGCUCCUUCAUGCUCGUGAGCGGCCGUGAAAUGCAAGUGGCGGGCACCGCUGAGCUGCAGAGUGAAGUCGUGGACCUGGACGCACUGGGAGCACAGUGCAUGGACUUCUGGUACACGGUCCACGGUGCUCAGGGGGACCGGAUCGCGUUCAAAGUUACUGUACACCGAAACACGCCUCGCUCGAAUCAGCAGCGCGAAGCAGUGUGGUUCCACAAAGAGGGAAACGUCACUGCAUGGCAACUUGGCCGAGUCAAGAUUCCUCGACAGCAUAGGGUGACGUUCGAAGCUGCUGUGUUGCAAAGUCGUGAUGGCUACAUAGCGUUGGAUGAUAUCGGCAUCUACAUCAACGAUGAUUGCUCAACUAUGCCAGCAGAGGCCAUCGCCGGAAAAGCAGCGUACGUCAUACUCGAGUGCGCGUGGAACACACCGAACAGGUGUUCAUGGAGUCGUCCUGACGAAAUCACGGGAACUUGGAAACUGGGAAGCCGUUUUCCACCAAGAUACGCAUUGGCCCCAGCCGCCUCGCCAAUCGGGAAACCCAACGAUUUCAUCUACCUGAGCUGCAACAAGCUUCACUCAUCGGGCGCCACGGUGUCCGCAUCACUUAACUCGCCCAUCGUACCUCUGCAACAGACGGCCGUGUGUGCACGCUUUGCCUUCCACAUGUUCGGCCCCGGAAAGCGGGAGCUCAGCCUCUCGCUGCGCACCCGUCAGGACCACGCGUCGACGACGAGAAAGACCCACGAGCUGUUCCGGGCGUACGGGGGUACCGUCGCGGACAAGUGGCACCACAUGGCCCGCACCAUCCGCUUCUCGGCACACGCGACCACGCUCGAGUUUUCCGUAUCCAGCGACAAGUGCGAGCGGGGAAAUAUCGCCCUGAGCAAUAUCCACGUGACGCCCGGCGUCUGCACAGACAAUGAUGGCGGCGAAGGACUGUGCGACUUCGAGCAGGACACAUGCUACUGGCACAACAAAGGCUGGACGCACGUCUUGACGGGCAUGAGAGAUGACAUGGCAAGCGCUAGCCUUCGCUCAGGACCGGCCAACUCUGCUGGCUUCCUUCAGCUGGCGUGGUCCAAGGGCGCUGCCAACGAGGCCUCCCUGAGCAGCGUGCUAUGGCCUGUCCAGGACCAACCUCGCACCGUCGAGCUGUGGUACUACGGCAACAUAACAGGAAACGGAAUCCUUCAGGUCUACCUCGUCGACAAAGCAGGCUCGCAGCUGGCUAAGAUCUGGACGCUGCCGAGCGCUGCUGAGCCUCACACAUGGUCCUUGGCUCGCGCAGAGAUUCCCGAUCAAAGCGUGGACUUUCAGGUGGUGAUAGAAGGCAAGUUUGACCCACGUUCCAACGUCAACUCGGUGAUCGCUGUAGACAAUGUGCUCCUUGACUUGCUCCCACCUGUCCAUGUGGCUGACUGUGAAUUCGACCAAGACCUUUGCGGAUACGUCACUAGAUCCGACUCAGACUUUCGGUGGAUUGUGGGCAGUGGUCGUGUGCUCAGAAGACAACCGGGGGCCCCAGCAUACAAUAUGAUUUCUUCCGGUGCGGGUGAUCCUGGCCGAUUCGCCUACGUGGACACCACUGUACUGGCAAACAAUUCAGCCACCCUCCGUAGCGCCCAUUUUAGCAGCAAGGGCAAUGAAACUUUGGCCGUGCGCUAUUUCAGGAAUGGAGCAGCUUUGAAGUCCUUCCACAUCUACCAGCUGGUCCUAAGCAAUGGAGCCAAAAAGACGACUCGGCUCCUUCUAGCCGACCUGUUCCCGAAAGAGCAGUGGCAGCGCGUCGAGCUACCGCUGCACAAGGCCGAUCAUAGCCAGCUCGAGUUCACGCUCACGAGGUCCUCCAGUCAGACAGGAGGAGUCGCGGCCAUCGCGGGCGUCAGUGUCGCAUCAACAGCGAAAGGUGGCUCAGAAACACCAGAGGAACCGAUUCCAGAUCUUAACUGCACAUUUGACGACGGCAGCUAUUGCCUCUGGAAGCCGGACACGAAUGCAAAGGGACAACCGCAGUGGGAGCUCAGCGACACGACAAUAGGGCAGCCUUCCUUCCCACUGUUCGACCAUUCAACAAGAAACUCGAACGGUCGGUUCAUUUCUACUAAAAACACCGGCUCAGCCGCUUCAGUAACCCGCAUAAAAAGCCUCCCCUUGCCCGCCCAGUUGUCGACAAGCAGCCUCUGCUUCUCGUUCUGGUAUUUCAUGCUCACUGAACGCAAUAGCAGCAUAAGCGUGACUUUGGCGCCUUCAAGCUCCCCUUCUUGGUUCGAGCCCGGCGCAAGAAUGACCGCAUGGACGCCGGCUCUGGUUUACUUGGCAGGAUCGCCAACCGCAAAGAGGACUCAGAUUGUGGUUGAAGCAAGCAUACAGGACGGGCUAAUCGCAGCGGACGACUUCUCAGUGACGCACGGUAACUGCCCAAAACCAUCUCUCUGUGCUUUCGAAGGCGGCGUUGAAUGCGGCCACACUCGGGACAUCAGCAACGUUCGGGAGUGGGUUGUACAGCAGGGAUCUCAGCUCGGCGUUACCGAUCAUACCUUGCGAAGCACAUUUGGCCACUUUCUAUACUUGAACACAACGUCCGUCAGGCAGAGCCGUAAUUCCAUCGCAAGGAUCCAUCUUCCUGUUCGCAAUGCAAUGCCGGAUGCCUGUCUAACCUUCUGGUGGCGUGCCCAUGGAGAACAAAGCGAGCUCAAUGUCUACAGGCUCGUUCACGCUGAAGGCCUCGACAACGCCCUUCUUUCAUUGGACACCGAAGAGAGCAUCUGGUGGAACGGCCGCUCAGUAAACAUCACCUCCGACAGGCCGUGGCAGGCGAGUGCUUAG
Molecule: messenger RNA, 4725 nt
Organism: Dermacentor silvarum
Lineage: Eukaryota; Metazoa; Arthropoda; Arachnida; Ixodida; Ixodidae
Product: MAM and LDL-receptor class A domain-containing protein 1-like
Exons: 32
Coding region: 148-4725 (1525 amino acids)
Cellular component (GO): membrane
Source: RefSeq, a predicted model, not a curated record